AUGUGUGAUCGUAUCGUAUGUCGAUCUGAGAAGUUUGCUACGAUACGGGCCGUCGAGGCAUCGGUAUACUCACGCACGAUUGCUAUGGAGAGGGUGCUGAAGGGAGAUGAGUUAGAGGGCAACGAGGAGGUUAGCUUGUCAAAGGCAUAG
This is a messenger RNA of Sclerotinia sclerotiorum 1980 UF-70, 150 nucleotides long. RefSeq lists its product with no specific name. The transcript has 3 exons. The coding region runs from base 1 to 150 and encodes 49 amino acids. Lineage: Eukaryota; Fungi; Ascomycota; Leotiomycetes; Helotiales; Sclerotiniaceae. The record is from RefSeq and is a predicted model, not a curated record.